AACACACCAUCAAAAUACUCAAUUGAAUGCAGAAACAAGAAAAUUAAGCUUAAAAUCGUCAUGUUUGUCAGUUUUGGGUCGUCUUUGCAUUCUCAUCUUUUGCGGGUACCCCUGUAUGUUUUAUCCCCCCGUCCCCCUCCCCGCUGGAGAAAGCAUCAGCUGUUAUAGUGUAGGUCAGCUUUAACUCUAGAAUCAACAUUUAGAUACAAUUCAGAAAUAUUAAUAGUAAAUCAAAUAGAAAACAUGUAAUUGAUCAUAUCAAUUGAUCAAGUGAACGUUAAGGAUAAAUAAUUGAUCUCCAAUGAGAUAUCUCACAUCAUUAAUGUGAAAAGAAAAAAUAGAGGUUAGAAUGGAAAAUCUACUUCUAGCAAUUGAUAAAACAUUUACAACAAAUCAAAUUGAGUUGAACGAAUCUCUAAAUUAUUUUGAAACGGUUUCUUUGAAUAAUUUUCCAUGGUUAGUUUCUACCCUAGCGGAUAUAAUCUGUGUUCAGGAUACACUACCUCUACAUGUUCAACAGCAAGCAGCUCUUCAGUUCAAAAACCUUGUUAAACUCAAUCCACAAUCCUGGUUUGCUACCAGCUUACACAUUAGAGAUAGGAUUAAACAUCAGUUACUCGCAAUCUUCGAAGAAGGCGUCAAUAGUUUCGGAGGACAGUCUCAGUGUGUUCAUGCCUUAGGAGAUCUAGAGCUAGCUAAAUCCUCCUGGGCCCAGCUUAUACCAACCUUGGUGAAAACAGCGCUAACUCCUGGUCCUAGUAAAAGCAAGGUUCGAGCUCUGGAAAGUAUUGGAUAUAUCUGUGAGACUGUAUCUCCAGACCAGAUACAGGAACACGUUAAUGACAUGCUGACCGGUCUUGUCAGCUGUGUCUGCUGUAGGGAAAGUGCGGAGACUUCCGUGACAGCUUUGACCGCACUUUACAACGCGCUGGAAUUCUGCGCGCAAAACUUUGCUCGCAUAGCAGAACGAAACUAUCUUAUGCAGGUGGUCUGUGAAGCUACCCAACGGAAUGAGAUUGAAAUUGUAGUUUUAAGUUUACAAUGUCUCAGCAGAAUAGUUUCUCUGUACUAUCCACUGCUGGAGGAUUAUCUUAAACCGGCGAUCUGGCCGAUUUCAAUAAACGCCGUUUCGUCAUCCGUUGAGUCCCUAGUUGUCCAGGGAUUAGAGAUCUGGAACUGUUUAUGUGAAUCUGAACUUGAACUGAUUGAGGACGGAGAUGCAGGUUCAGGAUGGAUCCAACCUGUUCUCCAGGAUAUAGUUCAACCUCUAGUCCUAGUGAUGAUCAGAGAUUCAGAGACAGGAGAUAACUGGAGUAUGAGUAAAGCUUCGCAAAUUACCCUUCGUUUACUCUCCCAGGUGUUAGGAAACCAUAUUCUGCCACAUAUUCUGCCCUUUAUUCAUGAAAACCUGACUAGUUCUAAUAUUCAAGCUCAAGGAGCAGCACUCUCCUGUCUUGCAGCUAUACUGGAGGGUCCAGAACAAUCAGCUCUUAUCCAGGUCAUACAGGCCUUUACAGGUUUGCUCAGCAACAUACUAAGUAGUGAACAUAUCAAGGUUCGGGAGACUGGGGCCCAAGCAGUUUCUCAGCUCUGUCUGCUGCAUCACCAAGCACUACUGGAGAUAGGACAGGUUCAACUUGUUCUUCAAGUACUCAUCCUUAAUCUCCGGUCCCAAGAUGUUGUAGUUAUUUAUAACUGUUGUUGGGGAAUAUCAAGCCUAGUGGAGGCCUGCCAUCAUGAGCUUGAUGUCAGGAGUUCUUACCUUCCUUGUCUUGAGACCUUGUUCUGGCUCACAGAUCCUGAUCUACCUAAACAGGGCAAUGUUCUCCAGGUUGGAUAUGAAACACUGACUGUAGUUCUCAGGUUCUGUCCUGCCGCCUCUAGCUCUAGCCCUGGCCUGGAGCAAGCUCUACAAAUCAUUCUCUCAAGAAUAAUGAAAGGAGACAACGCAGGAAUGGCUUCUCAGAGCUAUGUGUUCCAAGCAUUGGAGAGUAUUGUGGAUGAAGUAGAUAUAGAAACCUUAUCCAACAACGCUGAAUCCAUUCUUUAUUAUUCCUGUUGUAUUCUCUGGUCUGAGUCUAGAUACAAGGAUGAUGUAGUAUCAGUCCUUGGUAAAAUGCUUGCCAGACUCAGUUCUCAGUUUCUACCUCAUGCUCCUCAAAUACUUACUCUACUUUCAGGAUGUUUGAGCACACCUGGAGAUAUUAGUUUGACGCAAGGAGCUCUUGGGCUAAUAGGAGAUAUUUACAGGAGUUUAAGUGAAAACUUGUUUAAUCUUCAACAUGAUCCUAAUAAUGUAAUAACUCUUAUCCUAAACUUACUAAAAGAUCAAAAUGUUUCCAGUGAACUAAAACCAUCUUGCUUUGGAACAUUAUCUGAUGUAAUCAACCAUGUUCAAGGAGAAAUUCAACCCUUCCUUCAUCCCAUUCUUGCUGUUCUUGGUGAAGCUGGAAUUGCUUGUGUUCAAACUCCAGAAGAGAAGGAAUCUGAAGGAGUCUGUAAUGAGCUAACUAAAAAUGUAUUGGACACCUUCUCAUCCCUGAUCCAGACACUGGAGUCGGAACCAUGGUUCAGGGAGGCUUUUUCAGAACAAUAUCUCCGCAAACUUUUAGAUUUUAUCCAGCUUUGUGGAAACUAUUAUAAAGAUUCUGAAGACACAUUUGCUUCACUUUGUGGGCUUACUGGAGAUAUAAUUAAAUUUAUAAACGAUACUGACAUUGAUGUGGACCAAACUGGGAUCAAGGAUAUUAUUGAAAAGGGUUUAGCUUCAAGAUGGAGUAGAGUAAGAAAAAUAGCUAAGUGGGCAAAAAAUCAAACUAUCCCAGUUGGCAGCUCUGAAGUGGUAAAAAAAGCUCGCCUUUCAGGAUCCGGCCUCCAAGUUCAAACUUCAGGAUCCGGCCUCCCAGAUCAAACUUUUUUCAUGAAAGUAACAUUAUCCUGUAGUGGGCAAUAUAUUACUCAGCAUAUAGAAGAAGAGUCUGUAACUGUAUUCCUUAAACCUGCAGUCAAGACAGCUGAAGAGGAUUCUACCAAUAUAUCUGCUACAGUUCGACUGCCAGCAAGAAGAUCACCAGAGAUAAUAUAUACACCAGUAAACCAUCCACCAGAGAUGAUAAAUGAGAUCCAAGACAUAUCUCAGCUCAGAAGAUUACGGAAGAAAAGAGUUGCUGUGAUUUCAGAUGAAAGAUCAAAGAGAUCAAGGGACAUGGAAGCGCUUUGGUGAUAUUUUACAUGGAUUCCGAAGACUCCAUGGUAUUGCACCAAUGGCAGCCAAUUUCAAGUCAAAAGAGAUUAAAUUAAUUCUCAAUUUGUGAUAUUUUUAAAUUUUCAUUGCCAAACUACAUAAUAAAAAGACUUUU
Molecule: messenger RNA, 3359 nt
Organism: Eurytemora carolleeae
Lineage: Eukaryota; Metazoa; Arthropoda; Copepoda; Calanoida; Temoridae
Product: importin subunit beta-1
Exons: 14
Coding region: 350-3223 (957 amino acids)
Biological process (GO): protein import into nucleus
Cellular component (GO): nucleus; cytoplasm
Molecular function (GO): nuclear import signal receptor activity
Source: RefSeq, a predicted model, not a curated record